This is a messenger RNA of Tremella mesenterica DSM 1558, 2445 nucleotides long. RefSeq lists its product as uncharacterized. The transcript has 8 exons. NCBI's taxonomy places the organism in Eukaryota, Fungi, Basidiomycota, Tremellomycetes, Tremellales, Tremellaceae. The record is from RefSeq and is a predicted model, not a curated record. The coding region runs from base 1 to 2445 and encodes 814 amino acids.
AUGGAGUCAGAGUUGGGAGAGAAUGAGAAAACGGGAUUGGUUUUGGCUUUUGGGUCAAGAGGACUGGUUGGAACUGUUUGGAAUACAAAAGGUGUAUGUUCUAGACAAAGGGUGGAGUUUGUGAUGAAAGAUGGCGAAACACCAGGACUCAACGCGUGGUUCAAUGCUUUAGAAACCCUCUUUGAUCGAUUAUCCUCUAUCCAACCUCUCGCUUCUAUCGAUUUUGUAUCGGGGACAACACCUUCCUACCCUCUUCAUUUGCCUGCUACAUAUGCCGACACUUUAACUCAACUACAUCCUUCUCAACCUCUCUCAGUGUAUGCCUCACGGUUCAGUCUCAAUCCUACGAUCUUAACCCAAGGGGCAGAUCGAGAAGUCGGGGAUGAAUUCCGUGUUGGACAAAUUGAUUGUGGGGAAAUCACACCAGAUAUUCCGGAUCAAAGAGCUAAUCACCCCUCGGAGGAAGUUCGACAAGAUCCAACGUGCGAGUCAGGUGGGAAGAAGGUCACACCGGGAUGGUUCAUGUGUGGUUUGUUUACCCAAACUUCUGGAAAGGCCAUGGAUAGGGAUUUGAUCUUGUCGGGAUUGGAAGGUGGUGGAGAUGAUGAAGACAGAGGAUCACCGGGGGAUGUGGUAGGACGCAGUGGGAGAUAUUGGCGGGAAAGAUGGGGAUUGGAUUGUGAUGUUUUAAUUUUCACACCGGAAAUUCUUGCUUCUCAUCUGUCUUCCCAAGCCGGACCAGAGGACGCUUUCAUCUACUUUUCUCAAAAGGAUUACCUCAUCUUCCGAUUGGAUCCUCAUAUGACUUCGAAGGUUUCAAAAACGAAAACGAUCAUAGUCCCUUCGCUCGAAUCUGGAGGAGAUGACUUGGUGGUUUUUCCUUAUGCCAACGGGGACAAAAUGAGAAGGUCGAUGAAGGACAGAUAUUGUAAUUCCAAAUGGAAACAAUUUGAUCAACUUGUGAAUGUCGUCUUACCUGGUGGUAGCUUAGGAUUUGACAAUAAAGUCUUCACUUUCCCGUUUCUCGAGAGUUGUCAAAUCAAUUUGUCAAGGGUUAUCAUUUCUGGUAAACCUGCAGAAAGUAUUGCCCUACCUUGCGUUCUCUCCGAUAUCCUUAACUUACCCGUUUACCACUCCCUUUCCGCGGAUCCAACACUAGGUACGAUCCUCACUACCAACUCAACGGUCGAUCUUUCUUCUCUUCUCCAAAAUUUUAUCCCACUCGACAAAUCUUCAUCUGUACAUAACACGACAAACACUUCACUUUCAACGUCAACCUCAUCUUCUCAAUCCAACCCUUCACUCAUUCUUGCAACUCCUACCAGCCCUACCAACCCCAGGAAAACGGUGCGUCAUGGAAAGAGAGAAUCACCCAGAUCUCAAAAUCAUUCAAGGAGUGGAAGUAUAACAUUAAGUGUGUUGAAAGAAGAAGAAGAAGAAGCUACACCGAGAGUAAGAAUGGGAGAAAUCGAUUUAGAAACUCCUCCUUCUUCCCCUGAGACUAUUUCGGGUGGUAUGAGUUCAUAUAUCCCAUCAACUCUUUUCAAUCAAAAUACUUCUCAAUUCUCUCCUGAGCCAUCGUCAAAACGAAAGAAGGAAAAUAUGCUUUCAUCACAAUUUGUCAAUCCUAAGACUCCUGAGAUUCGCAAGAGGGAUAAACGUGAGGGUAAUCAAACCUCGACUGAGAAUCGGUCGAUGGAGAGGGAAGAAGAGAAUAAAAAUGCUCUCGCCCAGAUGGACAAGCAGGAAGGAGUUGAAGUGGAUGAAGAAAGAUGGAAGUUGAGACAUAUAGCUAAUCCAUCUUGGGGAAGUUUGAUCUAUGAUGGGAUGUUAUUGGAAUUUUGUCGUCUUCAGGAUCAAAUCCAAAGAAGAUUAAUAAACUUUCAUCCUUCUUCACCCAACCAUUUGACCCAACAAAUGAAUCCCAAUUGGAAGCUUAGGUCUAUCCCAUUCCCGACGUCUGAUCCAAAUUCGAUUCCUUGUCCCAAUACCGGAUUUCGGCUUGAUCAUCCUCAUACAAACUUUGAUCCUCGUCUUCAUCCCAUUCCUCAUCUCGGUCCAGUUCCAAUAUCUGUUCAUGAUCACCGUUCAGAGUUUGAACUUGGUAUCGGUUCAGACCUUAAUCCUGAUCAUGGACAUAGUUCUGGUCAUGAACAGGGUAUUGAUCAUGGACAUAGUUUUGGUCAUGGACAUACUUUUGGUCAUGGUUCAUAUACUCAUCCUGAUUCUAGUCAAAGAAUAAACUAUGGACCAGAAAUUAACUAUGGAUAUGAAAUCACAUACGAUUCUGAAAGAAGAGAGUAUCGACCUGAAAACACAUCAUCAUCAUUUAGAAGUGGAGGAUAUCAACAUGUUUUCGGAUCUAAUAGAGGUGGUGAGAAUGGUAGAAAUAGGAGAAAUAGAGGAAGAGGUUAUAUAUCUUUUGAUCAAAUAAGAGGAAGGUAA